AUGAAUUCUUUCCCAGGAAAAUUAGCUGCUUAUUGUGGAUUAUUUUUGGUUCUUUUUAUUACUCAAGCAUAUUUACUUCCAUUAAAUAAAAGUGAUAGUACUGAAGUUGGAAAUAAUGUCAAUGAUAUGACAUUAUUUUCAAAUGAAACUGCUUUGGUUGAUACUUUAAAUAAUCCAAUGAUUUCUGGUAAUUCUACUGAACUUGCUAGAGUCAAACGUCAAGGAGGAGGAUGUGGAUGUUGUGGAUGUGGUGGAGGAUGUGGUUGUGGAUGUUGUUGUUGUAGACCAAGAUGUUGUUGCCGUUGUUGCAAAUGUUGUACAUGUUGUACUACCUGUUGUAGAACUUGCUGUAGACCAUGUUGUUGCGGAUGUGGAUGUGGAUGCGGAUGUGGUUGUGGAUGUGGAGGUGGAAUGGGACGUAAAAGACGUUCUCUUGAAUCUCUUACUCACAAACUUAUGGAUUCUAUUGCUGCUUCCAAUCAAACAACAGCUAUUACAACUGCUGAUAUUCAUUCAUUUGGAAGACAAUAA
Molecule: messenger RNA, 531 nt
Organism: Strongyloides ratti
Lineage: Eukaryota; Metazoa; Nematoda; Chromadorea; Rhabditida; Strongyloididae
Product: Metallothionein, family 4, echinoidea-containing protein
Exons: 3
Coding region: 1-531 (176 amino acids)
Molecular function (GO): metal ion binding
Source: RefSeq, a predicted model, not a curated record